AAAGAGAGAUAGAAAGAGAAAAAGAAAGAAGAUGGGAAGGGGGAAAGUUGAACUCAAGAGAAUAGAGAACAAAAUCAAUAGGCAGGUCACAUUUGCCAAGAGAAGAAAUGGGCUGCUCAAGAAGGCUUAUGAACUCUCUGUCCUCUGUGAUGCUGAGGUUGCGCUUAUCAUCUUCUCCAAUCGUGGCAAGCUCUAUGAGUUCAGCAGUGGCUCCAGCAUGAUGAACACACUGGAGAAGUACCAGAAGAACAGCUAUGGUGCACUAGAGUCAAGCCAGCAAAUGAAUCACACUCAGCAGAGUAGCUACCAGGAAUACUUGAGACUUAAAGCAAGGGUUGAAGUCCUGCAACGUUCACAGAGGAACCUUCUUGGGGAAGAUCUGGCCCAAAUGAAUACAAAGGAACUAGAACAGCUUGAGAAUCAAGUUGAGGCAGCACUGAAGAACAUCAGGUCCACAAAGACUCAGUAUAUGCUCGACCAGCUUGCGGAUCUUCAGAACCGGGAGAAAGUGCUGGAGGAAACUAACAGAGCUUUGAGGAGUAAGUUAGUAGAAGGAAGCGAGUCGCAAGUUCCUCUCAGAAUGGGUUGGGAAGGUGCAGGAGGGUCUGAGACGAUCCAUUGCACUCGCUUUUCUGCUCAAUCUGAAGCAUUUUUUCAGCCUUUGGGAGUCAAUCCCAAUUUGCAAAUCGGAUAUAAUCAGGUGGGAGGAGAGGAUGUACAUGUUGGAUGCGCAGCAUUGAAUCUUCAUGGAUUCGUGCCUGGGUGGAUGCUUUAAUUUGGGCAAACUCACUAACGACAACGGUGAAUGGAUGCUCCGUCUGGGUUGGUUUUGAAUAUGCACCUCUCCGUGGCUGGUCAAAAAAAAAAAAAGAAAUAUGCACCUGUGCAUUUACCGUUUGUAGAAUAUGAAUAAGUUUGUAAUUUCAAUUUUAUGUGUUUCUAGUUAUUGUAUCCGCCAAAUCAAUCAAGGUGUGCCACCUUCACCAGAAGACUUUCGUAAUUUAAUUAUUAGUUCAACUUAGGCCCUUAUGUUUGCAUGAAGUGUAGUCUAUGUAUGCUUUCAACUUAUGUAUAUGUAUAUAUAAA
Messenger RNA from Prosopis cineraria, 1086 nucleotides. Its product is annotated as agamous-like MADS-box protein MADS2. Gene Ontology annotation, cellular component: nucleus. The transcript has 8 exons. Gene Ontology annotation, biological process: positive regulation of transcription by RNA polymerase II. The record is from RefSeq and is a predicted model, not a curated record. Lineage: Eukaryota; Viridiplantae; Streptophyta; Magnoliopsida; Fabales; Fabaceae. Gene Ontology annotation, molecular function: RNA polymerase II cis-regulatory region sequence-specific DNA binding; protein dimerization activity; DNA-binding transcription factor activity, RNA polymerase II-specific. The coding region runs from base 32 to 775 and encodes 247 amino acids.